Molecule: messenger RNA, 1488 nt
Organism: Condylostylus longicornis
Lineage: Eukaryota; Metazoa; Arthropoda; Insecta; Diptera; Dolichopodidae
Product: phospholipase A1 VesT1.02-like
Exons: 6
Coding region: 1-1488 (495 amino acids)
Biological process (GO): lipid metabolic process
Molecular function (GO): lipase activity
Source: RefSeq, a predicted model, not a curated record
AUGAUUCUGAUGUUAUUGGAUUUUGCAUCAUGUGUGGAAGAGGAAAAGGAUAAAGAAAUGGAUUGUGUUGAUACUAAUGGAAUUUUCUCUUUAAUUAAUGCAUUUUAUGUAAAAGUUAAAAAAACUGUUAGUUUACGUAUUGCUGAUCCAAAACCUAAAGUUCAUUACCAUUUAUAUACAAGAUUGAAUCCAGGCCAGCACCAAGAAUUACUUUAUAACAAUUCAAAAUAUUUGGAUAUUUCAAAUUUUAACAGAAGCUGGCCGACAAGAUUUAUUAUAUCAGGGUGGUUAAAUGUUUACAAUAGUUGUUCAUCAAUGAUAAUUAAAAAUGCUUAUUUACAAAAAGGAAACUUUAAUGUAAUAACAGUAAGUUGGGAUGAAAAAUCACAGGAUAUUGAUUAUUUUUAUCUUUCAUUAACAAUUAAUCGAGUUGCUAAGCGAUUAGCUGAUUUUACAAAAUAUUUAAAUGUAACAAAAUCAAUUCCAUUCUCUGACAUGUAUUUAAUUGGAUUUAGUUUGGGUGCACAAAUAGCUGGUUUAGCUGGGAAAGAAAUUUCUCCAUAUAAAUAUAAAACAAUUUAUGCAUUAGAACCGGCUGGACCAAUGUUUCAUGGUUUGGGAUUUAAUGGUCGUGUUGAUGGUAGUGAUGCUGAAUAUGUUGAAGCUAUUCAAACAAAUAUUGGAUUAGCAGGUUAUUUUGGUGAAGCUGGUAAAGCAUCAUUUUAUCCAAAUUAUGGAACAAAUCAACCACAUUGUUUAUUAAGACCAAUUUGUAAUCAUGCAUCGGCAUAUGAAUAUUUUGCUGAAUCAAUAAAUGCAAAUGAACAGAAUGAAUUUAUUGGAACAAGAUGUGAAAAUUUUCAAAAAUUGGUGACAUUUAAUAUUUGUAAUUGUCAUUUUUAUGGAAGAAAUUGUACAAUAUCAAGAAUGGGUGGUGAACCAGCAAUACCUAAAACUGGUGUUUAUUUCCUGAGAACAAAUUCAAAAUCACCAUUCGGGAGAAGGGGAGAGAAGAAAAGUAACGGAGAUGGUAAUUUAAAACGAAAACUAAAUAUAGAAGAAGAAGAAGAAGAAGUAGAAGAAGGUGUGUUAGAAAAUGAGGAAGAGGAUUUCAGCACAAUUCAAAGUAUCGUAGAUGUUUGGUAUUUCAUUAUCGUUUUACAGAGUUUUGAAUCGCUAUGGAAGCAAGCUCUUGACAACAAAAUGAUGCUAGUAUCGUUCGCUAAUUAUGCGGUAUUUCAUGCGAGAUGGUUUUUAAUAAAUAAUCAAUUAAUUUAUUAUAAAAGAGCAUUUCACUUUCAAUAUAUUGAAAUCAAUGGGAUUAUAUUACUUAUAUCGAUAUUUAAAACAAUAUCAAUACCAAUUAUGUCAGCAAAGAAAUCAUGUACAGAAUACAGAGCAAAUAAAAAUGUACAAAAAUAUCAAGUAAAACAAAACACUCAUUCAAAUAUAAAUGGAAUCAAUACGUGCGCCAUACCAGUCAAUUGA